AUGUCAGAAGAACGUCUGCCUUUGCUACUGGGAACAUCCAGCAAUACCAACAGCAACUCAAACCAACGUCCAACACGUCGUGGAGACUACUCAAGAGCAAGAAGCGCAAGUGCAGUCAGUGCCAUCAGCACAUCUAUAGAAUCAGUGAAGGAGUUUAUCAAAGAUAAUUGGCCUUCCCUAACUACACAAAAGUUUGUUGCUGGAAUUCUAUGGGCCAUAGUGGCUGUUGUUAUAUUCAAUUUGAUCUUUCUACCCAGAACAUCCUUAGGCCGUGAUUACAGAAGAAUUCAUUUCUCAACAUUAUCCAAAGUUGAAUCUCAAAGAUUGUUUUUGAAAUCUUUAAGUGAUGAGAAUAAUGCUAGUGAUUUGCUAUACAACUAUACCCAUUCGCCACACUUGGCGGGAGAAGGUGAUGAUUUAACACAGUUCACCAUUGAUAAAUUUAAAGAGUACGGGUUCAAACCAUAUAAGGAAAAAUAUCAAAUUUGGUAUAAUAAGCAUAUUGCGAAUGGAGUUUCGUUGAUUAAUUCGGAUGAUGAAGUUGUUUACACCCCAACGCUAUUGGAAGAUGAACUCAAACAAGAUAAAGCUUCAAAUAAUACUUUAUCAACCCCUGCCUUUCAUGCAUAUUCAGCUAAUGGGAAUGUCACAUCCAGAUAUAUCUAUGCAAAUUAUGGUACCAAGGAAGACUAUGCUAAAUUGGAACUAGCUGGCGUUCAAACAAAUGGAACAAUCCACAUCAUCCGAUAUACAAAGUUGUUUAGAGGAAUCAAGGUGAAGAAUGCUGAAAGAGCAGGUGCAGUAGGUGUAUUGAUGUAUACCGAUGCACUAGAUGAUGGUGAAAUAACUGAAAAAAAUGGAUACAAGUCAUACCCUGAAGGUCCUGCUAGAAACCCAUCAAGCAUUCAAAGAGGUUCUGUUGGAUAUUUUACUGAUCAACCAGGAGAUCCAACUACUCCUGGUUUUGCAAGUUCAAGAUUAGGUAAAAGACAAGAUCCAAGUCCUUUUAUGCCCGGCAUCCCUUCAAUUCCAAUCAGUGCUAAAGAAGUGGGUCCAUUGUUAGAGAAACUAAACGGUAGAGGUUCGAGUCUAGGUUGGAGUGGUGAUGUAGAUGGAUUUGACUAUUCAACAGGUCCUUCAGACUAUAAAAUUAACAUGUUCAAUGAACAACAGUAUUCCAUCAAACCAAUAACUAAUAUACUUUAUGUCAUACCAGGUUUAUUAAAUGAAAAAAUAUUUAUUGGGAACCACAGAGAUUCUUGGACUGUUAGUGGAGCUGGUGACCCAAAUAGUGGGAGUGCAAUAUUGUUGGAAAUAACAAGAGCUUUUGGUCAUUUAGUUAAAAAGGGUUGGAAACCUUUAAGAACAAUUGUUGUUGCGUCAUGGGAUGGCGAAGAAUUUGGUAUGCUUGGGUCAACUGAAUAUGGUGAAUACCAUUUAAGAGAUUUGAAAAACAAUGUUAUUGCUUAUUUGAACUUGGAUAUGGGGGUUAUUGGACAUAAGUUACAAGUUGAUUCUAAUCCAUUAUUGCAUCAUUUUUUGAUUGAUACCAGUAAAUAUAUUCCUUUUAACGGUCAAGACAAUUACACUUUAUAUGAUUAUUGGAAAGAUCAAGAUGAUAAUCAUAUUGAUAUUAUUGGUGCUGGCUCUGAUUUCACUGUUUUCCAACAUCAUUUAGGAAUCCCAAGUUGUAUGGUUUAUUUCAAUAAUGAUGGUAAAGAUGCACCUCUACAUGUUCAUUCAAAUUAUGACUCGUAUCAUUGGAUGUCCACAUUCAUUGAUCCUGAUUUCAAGUUACACAACACUUUGGCAAAAUAUUUUGGAUUCUUAGCAUUAUCAAUCAGUGAGAAUGAAGUUUUCGAAUAUAGAGUUGCACAUUAUGCUAAAGAAAUUUCCAAAUAUUUCCAAUCACUUAAAGAACAAGCUCCUCAUGGUUGGCUUGAAAAGCACCUUGAAAAAUCAAAAACUGUUGGUAAGGCAAUUGAAGAUGUUGAAUUUGCAUUAUCAGAGUUUUAUUCAUAUGCUGAUAUGUUUGAUAUGCGUGCCAAACUUCUCCAGAAGCAAAUUUCAAUUGAUUAUCCAUGGUUCAAGAUUUAUAAAAAGAUCAAGCUAGCAAUAGAUAUAAAGUUAUUAGGUAAUAGAGCUAAAAAGAUUGACAGAUUAUUUGUUGAUGAUAAAGGUUUAAAAAACAGACCUUGGAUGAAGCAUGUUUUAUUUGCACCUGAUCGUGAGAAUGGUUACAAUGGAGAUAUUUUACCAGGUCUUCACGAAGCUAUAAUUGACAAUGAUUUGGAAGAAUUCAAGGAAUGGUUGGGCAUUAUACUCAAAAAGGUUAAAUCAGCAACAACCAAAGUUAUGAUAAAUAAAUGA
Hansenula anomala is the source of this 2370-nucleotide messenger RNA. RefSeq names its product putative zinc metalloprotease (gene VPS70). NCBI's taxonomy places the organism in Eukaryota, Fungi, Ascomycota, Saccharomycetes, Phaffomycetales, Wickerhamomycetaceae. The coding region runs from base 1 to 2370 and encodes 789 amino acids. The record is from RefSeq and is a predicted model, not a curated record. The transcript has a single exon. Gene Ontology annotation, molecular function: carboxypeptidase activity.